AGAUCAUGGCAGAGGAAGAUGUUGUCAGCACUGGUAAAGAGGAUGGUGCUGAUGUCCUGGAGAAGUACAUAGAAAACAUGGACUCUGAGGACCAGAAAGCGUUGGCAUUCACGAUCAUACGUUCCAUCACGUGUAUGCUCAUUAAGAAAGGUGGUAAAUAUGCUGCCAAGAAGUUUGGACAGGAUUCAUUGAUAAGCUCAGGAAAUGUCCUCGGGUCGUUGGAGAGUAUAUGGCAACAAGGUCGAGAGAAAGUUGGCGAUACAGAUGCGGAUGAAUCGUCUAUUGUAAUCGCUAGACUAACUCUACUUUUAGCUGAUAUACUCAGAGUUGGGUUUGAUUCGUAUAAAGCAGUACAGAAACGACCUCCAGAAGAACGUAAGAGUACAGAUAUCGUAAGAUGCGUCAUUAUGGAAGCCGAACGCCGAGGGAUAAAACGUCUUGUGAAGGAUGGAAUUAAACUUGGCCACUCUCUACUGAAGAAAUAUGUGUUGAUCUACACUCACGAGUACAUCAAUGGUACAGUGAAAGCUGGAGUCAACAUUACCACUGCACUCGCUGGACUCCAAGUCGACAUUAGAAUGGCAAAGAAAGACACGAAAGAAGGUCGUUUAACAAAGGAGGAGUUUCAGGCGCAGAUUACGAAGAAAAGCUCUCAGAAGGUGCUAAAGGUCGUUGGUACACUAAUCGGUGAACUGUUAUCAGAACUGUUGUUUGGAGAAUCGUUUGCAGCAGAGGUGUCAAUGAGGUUAGCCUUUGGACAGGCAGGGAAGGCUAUUGGAGGGACUAAAAAAUUGCGCUCAGCAUCUUCCAAAAUACUCACAUGGAGUGGAGUGUUCGAAUAGAGGCAAAAUUGAUCGCUAGAUGUUUACACUAGAAAUCUCUAGUCUAGUUGAUUCUGAAGCAUUGUCACUCUAUUCAGCGUUACACUAGUUUCGUUUGCAAGUUAUAAUCCAGGUGUAAAAAUCCGUAGCAAAGCUUCAACUACAUGGUGCUCAGUCCAGAAUCUUUUGGUACUGUUCUAACCAUUUAUAUCCGGCUGAGUAGGCCCAUCAUUAUUUUAGUAGUGCCCAGGGAUAUCGGAUCCCAUCUACAUGGCCUCAUUUAGUCCUAAUUGUGGUCAUAGACCUGAGACCAUCACAAACUUUGUUUAUGUUAGUCUCAGAUAGACUGAGGAAAAUUGUUGUAUUAGGUCACAGCGAGUAAACAUUGAAUUCGAGGGACACCCACCAGCUACCACACGAUACAGUGAUUUUUUUCAAGUAGCAGUUGAAAAUUUAUAUGAAUUUGAAAAAUCACUUACUGAGUUGACAUUUUAGAUGUU
Owenia fusiformis is the source of this 1321-nucleotide messenger RNA. The record is from the annotation of a GenBank genome assembly. NCBI's taxonomy places the organism in Eukaryota, Metazoa, Annelida, Polychaeta, Sabellida, Oweniidae.